This is a messenger RNA of Lingula anatina, 762 nucleotides long. RefSeq names its product chitotriosidase-1-like. Lineage: Eukaryota; Metazoa; Brachiopoda; Lingulata; Lingulida; Lingulidae. The record is from RefSeq and is a predicted model, not a curated record. Gene Ontology annotation, biological process: carbohydrate metabolic process; chitin catabolic process. Gene Ontology annotation, cellular component: extracellular region. Gene Ontology annotation, molecular function: chitinase activity; chitin binding.
AUGACGUCACCAGAGCAGAGAGACCCCAGGAAUACUGGUGUCAACUGCGGGGGGCUAUACUAUCAGACGCAGAAUGGUGGUAGGUGUGGAGUGUGUGGUGACCCAGUGGGAGGGCCUUUCAAACACGAAAUUCCAGGACCGAAUGUGAAAACGUACAAACAGAGCGAGACAAUCAACGUCGAACUAGUUAUAACGGCCAAACACAUGGGCUGGCACGAGUUUCGCAUCUGCAAAAACGACGACAAGACCAGGGUGACACACGAAUGUAUGGAUAAGAACCUCCUGGUUAUACCACUGAAGGAUGGAACUACCGUCACUCGUAUAUUUGAACCAGAUGAUGGACGUUUCGUCAGCUCGACUAUGUACCCGUUCGUGGGCAGUGGGUCCACUUUAGUAGUACCGGUCAAGUUACCGCCAAAUCUGACCUGUGACCAUUGUGUGUUCCAGUGGAAGUGGCACUGUGGUAACAAUUGGGGUCCAGGAGGGAAAGGGACGGGACCACAGGAGGAGUUUUUUGGUUGUGCCGACAUCGCAAUAGAGGGCACUGCAGCUCCACCGACCACGACAACCCUGCUUCCUCCUCUGCCAACUCUGGAACAACCUGCAGACCAGGGACAUCAAAUGAAGAUGGGGUGUUGGUUCACCAGCUGGGCACAGCACAGACCAGGAAGGGGGCAGUUCCUCCCAGCCGAUAUUGACCCCGCCCUCUGCACCCAUAUAUACUAUGCAUUCGCCAAGAUAAAUUAUGACGGAACUCGUUAA